UGGGAUUUAUGCAGAAGAUUUGCUGAAAGUUUGGAUUGAACGUUUUUUUAUGUUAGUUUUGUCAUAAAAUGGGUUGUAAACAAGGAAAACAGGUCCAGAUACAGCCUGUCGGAGCUGCUGAGGUUAGACAUGACAACAUCAACAUUAGGAAAACAAAGAGUGAAAUUUCAGAAUAUGACAUUGACGAAAAAACAGGCUUAAAAGUGUCGAAAAAGAACAACAAAAGAACAAAAUCUUCAAAAAGUACCAGGAGCAAGGAUUCAUUAGGUUCAUGCCUUAGUCUAGAGGAAAGAAACUCCAUACCAGAUUCAGCGAGAGGCAACUCCGCCACAUCCAAAUUCUCAAAAAAUAGUGCUGAUUCAGGCUUCGGAGCUGAGUAUGCCCACGUUAUAACUGAGGAGUCGGACACAAGCCGAGUUAGGGAUGUGGAAAACAGUUUCGUCCCCAACGAUUCACUGGAACUUGGAAUCACUGGCACGGCCUGUCCCACCCGCCUUAGUGCCAAGGAUAAGGAUCGUAUGGAGGAGUCAAUGGUGCUUCAGUCUCUCCGGGAGGAGGGAUUAAUUGCCCGUCCACAUGCAAAAUCCUCCGGGGGUACAAGCUUCGAAAUUGUGGCGGCAGAGGAUUCGCUUCUCGGGGAAAGAAACGGUAUACCUCGGCCACCACCAAGAUUAGCCAAGUUGGAAAGACGACGAAAAAAGAAGAAACAGCUGACAGAAGAAGAAAUUAGGGAAAAACUUGAGAAAGCUGAAAGGAGGAAAAAGCGUAAAGAACAGGAGCGUCUGGAAAAGAUCCAGAAACUGGAAAAAAGCAAAGACAGCGUAACUCACGCGCUUGAGAAAUUCAUGGUUAGUCAGGAAAAGAAAGAUAAGGAAGUUCACCAGAAAAUAGACACUGUAGCCGAUAAACGUGAAAAGAGGCUUCAAGAAAUCAAGGAAAAAAUGGCGAAGCGAGAAGCCCACGCCGCCAUGGUAAGGAAACGUAAGGAACAGGAAAUGCUUCAGGGCAACACAAACCCCAUGACGAGCGAGUAUCCAGAGGGGGAACAAGGUCAAUGA
Messenger RNA from Ylistrum balloti, 1058 nucleotides. Its product is annotated as nucleolar protein 58-like. Gene Ontology annotation, biological process: regulation of microtubule polymerization or depolymerization; neuron projection development; microtubule depolymerization. The record is from RefSeq and is a predicted model, not a curated record. Gene Ontology annotation, cellular component: cytoplasm; neuron projection. The transcript is spliced from 3 exons. Gene Ontology annotation, molecular function: tubulin binding. Bases 69 to 1058 code for a protein of 329 amino acids. NCBI's taxonomy places the organism in Eukaryota, Metazoa, Mollusca, Bivalvia, Pectinida, Pectinidae.